Molecule: messenger RNA, 882 nt
Organism: Malaclemys terrapin pileata
Lineage: Eukaryota; Metazoa; Chordata; Testudines; Emydidae
Product: mesoderm posterior protein 1-like
Exons: 2
Coding region: 1-882 (293 amino acids)
Biological process (GO): somite rostral/caudal axis specification; mesoderm formation; heart morphogenesis
Cellular component (GO): nucleus
Molecular function (GO): RNA polymerase II cis-regulatory region sequence-specific DNA binding; DNA-binding transcription factor activity, RNA polymerase II-specific; protein dimerization activity
Source: RefSeq, a predicted model, not a curated record
AUGGCCAGCUCUCCUGCCCAGCUCCUAGCCCCGGAUCUCCUGCUGCCCCCAGGCCAAGCCCUGCUGCAGGAGUGGGGCAGGGCCCAGCCCAGCACGGAGGGGUACAGCAGCUGCUCCCCAACGCCCUCCACCGACUCCUGCGGCCUCUCGCCCCUCUACCCCCUCUGCCCAGCUCCCCAGGAGCCCUGCAGCAGCUGCCCUGCAGCCCCGAGCCUGGUGCUGACGCCAAGACGCAGGGCUGGCCCGUGCCCAGCCUACGGGAGCAGGAAGGGCAGCCGGGGAAGGGCAGGCGGCGGGCAGAGGCAGAGCGCCAGCGAGCGGGAGAAGCUGCGCAUGAGGAACCUGUCCAAGGCUCUCCACACCCUGCGACGCUACCUGCCCCCCUCGGUGGCACCGGCCGGCCAGAGCCUGACCAAGAUCGAGACCCUGCGCCUCGCCAUCCGCUACAUCUCCCACCUGUCGGAGCUGCUGGGGCUCAACGAGGAGACGCUGGCCCAGAGGAGAGGGGGCCCACGCCGGCACUGCCCCCUCUGCCCCGAGGGGCUGGGUUGCUGCCAGGCCAGGACCCCUGGCCUCCGGGCAGCAUCUCCAGCCCCGUGGGAGGGGUCCCCCCCGGCCGCAGAGUCCUGGGUGUCGUCCACCUGCUGCCCUGCCGCGGGGACACCCCCCGAGCCGCACAGGGCACUCAGCACAGACACAGCCUCUUGGCUUUCGCCCCCUUACUGCCCUGCCCCAGGGACACCCCCCGAGCCGCACAGGGCACGAAUCCUGGAUGCGGGGCCGAUGCUGCUGCCAGCCGAGUUUGCAGACAUGGGUCUGUCCUCCCAGGAUCUCUCCGGCGAGCUCCUCUCCCUCCUGGAGGCCCUGCUUCCCCAGGACUGA